AUGCGAGCUUCUGAACAUUCCGUUAUCGAAGGGGAGCUCUCUGCCGCCCGAGAUGGCAGAGAACGAGACACCGCCACGAGCCUCCUUGCCUGUCACCAUGGAUGACACCGAGGUGUUAUCCCGAAGGACCUCUCCUGGCCGAGGAGGUGCGGGUGAGGCUGUCGAGAAGGCGCCCGAGGUUAAUGCCUCGGUCGCCGAAGACAUAGGGGAGGCGACCCCUAUGAGACUGACGGUGGGGACCCCCAACAAUCCGGGCCCCAACCGGACACCAUUCCGGAAACCAAUGCGGCUCCGGGAUCAGGUGGGCAACCCCCUUUGAAAUAGGGGGGAGGAGCAUCGGCUCCAUCGGCGACCUCCACUAAUCCGGAGGCGCCGAACGCUCUAGCGAAAGCACUGCAACGUGCUUCCAUCAUGGAGGAGCACCACACACUGAUGGGCACGGUAGUGGAGAAGGUUCAGUCUGCUAAGAGCGAACUGAACGAAGCCUUCCACAGCUUACUGAUAGGCUUUUAAGGUAUGCGACGUAAUGUUCGAAAACUUUUCAUAUAGAGGAAUAUACCUGUGUAUAGACUGUAGCCCCUGGGGCUCUGUCUGGUUUCAAAGAAACCAGACAGAGGAUCCGUAUAAUAUUCGGGAUAGUUAACAUACUAUUCUGUUAUUGUAACAUGCUUCCCUGUUGGCGGCGACCGCCCAUGCCGCGGAUCGGAAGCUUCAGCUGGCCGAUGAAGAGAUCAACCACGUUAACAAGCAGUUCGACGAGACGCAAGUUGGUGCAGCCGAGGUCGAAACCCUCAAAGGCGCCCUUGCCCAGGCCCAGAAAGAGGCGAAGGCAAACAAGGCAGCCGCUGACAAAGUGGUUGCAGAACUGAAGACCGAGGAAGCCGCCCGCCGCCCACACGAAGCUCGUGUGGCCGAAGUCGAGCAGGAGCUGAAGGAUGCCAUCAGCAAAUGCGAAGAUUUGGAGGAGAAGACUUCGGCCCAAUCGCCCAAACUCGCCAAAGCCCUCCAGGAGGCGAAAGAGGCGUGGGCGAGUCCCAGAGUGCUCGCGAAGAGAUCCGUCAGGCGAAGCAGAUAGCGCCUGUCGCGUUUGCGGAUCUUCCGAGGGGUGCCGCCGAUGCCGCUCAGUUCUUCCGAGCCCAGGAGGGGAACUCGACCGAGAAGCUGUUCUGGUCGCAGUAUCUUGCACCGGAGCACCCGACGCCCCUGAACGACCAGCUGAAGCAGCUGAUGGAGCUGCAUAGGGUGGCCAGUUUGGCCAUGAAGGAUCUAGUAGUCCAACUUUGGCCAGCCGAACCCAUUCCCAGUAGCUUCUUCGGUUUGGUAAAGCGGCUCGUCGAUGCGCUGCCCCAGAUUGAUGCUGUGAAGUGCUCGGCCUGCAUAGAGGGUGCUCGGAUGGCCUUCACCUACGUCAAGAUGCACUGGGCAAAGAUGAUGGCCACCGAUGUGGCGACCGCAGGCCCGCCUGAAGGCAAAGACCAACGGAAGCCGGAGAGGUAGUUUGAAGACGUCCUGGCAGGGGCCCGAAUAGUAGAGGGCCAGUGUUCUAAGGACGUGAUAUUUGAUUAGAUGGUUCGAGUUGUAAAAACGAUGUUAUGAUCCCAUGCUUUUAAUAUAUUUGCGCGUUUUAUCUUAAGCAAUUUCCUCCUGUGCGGCCGUUUAAUUCUAAAAGUGGCCAGUCAUCGGCUUCAGCCCCCACGCAGAUGUUGCAGGGGUGUUCGGCAUAACGCGUGAGUGCAGUUUAUCCAACGUCUUGGUCCAUAAAGGAGGCAUCCGCGGGGUGAACCAGGCAAUCAGAC
Molecule: messenger RNA, 1796 nt
Organism: Aegilops tauschii subsp. strangulata
Lineage: Eukaryota; Viridiplantae; Streptophyta; Magnoliopsida; Poales; Poaceae
Source: RefSeq, a predicted model, not a curated record